UUGUUGUAAUUCGAAGAUUUUAAUUUCAUUUGAUUAUACUGAACCGAGAUGAGCCAUACAAUAUCAGCGGAGCCAGUGAUGGCCGGAGGCAAACGGGCCCCUAAGAGCGCCGCCGUGAAGAACAAAAUGCCGGCGGAGCAGCAAAUCACAGCGGAACAACUGAUGCGAGAAGCGAAGGAGCGUGAGCUGGAGGUGCUGCCUCCGCCUCCGAAGCAGAAGAUUCAAGAUCACGAGGAGCUGCAGUCGUACCAGUUGAGGAAGAGAAAGGAGUUUGAAGACAACAUCAGAAAGAACAGGAGCAACAUCGUGAACUACAUGAAGUAUGCCAAGUGGGAGGAGUCAAUGGGGGAGACGCAGCGGGCGAGGAGUGUGUACGAGAGGGGGUUGGACAUGGAUCACAGGACAGUGACCACUUGGCUCAAGUACGCCGAGAUGGAGAUGAAACAUAAGCAGAUCAAUCAUGCGCGCAAUAUCUGGGACCGUGCAGUCUCAAUUCUGCCCCGAGUGAACCAGUUCUGGCUCAAGUACACCUACAUGGAGGAGAUGCUUGGCAAUGUAACAGGUGCUCGGCAGAUUUUCGAGCGGUGGAUGAAGUGGCUUCCUGAGGAGCAGAACUGGAACACUUACAUCAACUUCGAGCUCAGAUACAAGGAGUUCGAAAACGUCAGAUCUAUCUACGAACGACUAAUCGUCCACCUGAUAGAUGUGAAACACUGGAUCAAGUAUGCCAAGUUCGAGGAGCGUCAUGGCUACGUAAACAGAGCGAGAGCUGUGUACGAGAGGGCGGUGGAGUUCUUUGGGGAGGUGGAGUUGGAGGAGUCUCUCUUCGUCGCAUUCGCUCAGUUCGAAGAACGACAAAAAGAGCAUGAGCGGGCUAGAAUUAUCUACAAGUAUGCACUGGACCGGAUUCCGAAGGAGGAGUGUCUGCAACUAUUCAAGAACUACACCAUCCAUGAGAAGAAGUUCGGAUCCAGGGACAGUGUAGAGAACGUUAUCAUCAGCAAACGCAGAUUUCAAUACGAAUCAGAAAUUGCCUCUAAUCCCCUCAACUACGACGCAUGGUUCGACUUCUUACGUCUAAUGGAGACAGAAUGUGACUCUACUGAGGAGAUCAGAGACGCAUAUGAGAGAGCUAUUGCCAAUGUGCCUCCUCUGGCGGAGAAACGGAGCUGGAGAAGAUACAUAUACCUGUGGAUCAACUACGCAAUAUUCGAAGAGCUGCAAGCUAAGGACACAGAUAGAUGUCGCGAGGUGUACAAGACCUGUCUGGAGAUCAUACCUCACAAGAAGUUCACAUUCGCCAAAAUGUGGAUCAUGUUUGCGCACUUCGAAGUGAGACAGAAACAAGUCACCACUGCCAGGAAAAUCAUGGGUCAAGCAAUUGGUAGGUGUCCGAAAGAGAAACUGUUCAAUGCUUAUAUUGAGUUAGAGCAACAACUGAGAGAAUUUGACAGAUGCAGAAUCCUGUACCAGAAGUUUCUCGAGUUCGCACCAGAAAACUGCAACACGUGGAAGAAGUUUGCUGAACUGGAGAGUGUUCUGGGCGACACUGAUAGAGCACGUGCACUGUACCAACUGGCAGUGAAACAACCCAUUCUAGACAUGCCAGAGCUAGUCUGGAAGGCAUUCAUUGACUUCGAAAUAGAACAGGAAGAGUAUGAACGUGCGAGGCAACUCUACCGCAUUUUACUGACAAGGACUAGACAUGUUAAGGUCUGGAUCAGUCUGGCUCGUUUUGAGGCCACCCUGGAAGAUGUGUCGAAUGAAGAGGGAGAGGAAGGGCAAGGGACAAGCAGUAGGGCAGUGGAGAAGGCGAGGGAAGUGUUUAAAGAGGCGAACAAGUGUCUGCGGAUGGAGGAAGCAGACAGUGAACAGAGACUGAUGUUGCUUCAGCAUUGGAAGCAGUUCGAGCAAGAAAAAGGUGACGAAGUGUCCCAAACUGCAGUUAACGAACUGAUGCCAAAGCGGAUCAAGAAGCGGAGAAAAAUGCUGACUGAAGAUGGGGUGGACGCUGGUUGGGAGGAGUACUUUGACUACAUUUUCCCCGAUUCCGCCGGAUCCCGAAGUCUGCAGAGCAACAUAAGGUUACUUGAAAUGGCAAAGAAAUGGUCGAAUAUGAACAAGGGGAUGAAGAAAAGUGGAAAUAACAAUGAAGAGAAUGAUGCUGACGACGACGACACUGACAGUGAUGAAGAUGAUGGUGAUGAUAAUAACCAGAACUGUCGUAUAGGAGGAAAUGAAGACUCGGAUUCGGAUUUGAGUUAUGAAGAUGAAGAUAAUAAUGACGGUGAAAGUGACAGCGAAAAAAUGGCGUCUUCUCCUGUGAAGAAACAAAAGUUAGAGCGCUGUGAAGAUAGUAACGCUGAAAGCUCAAUAAAUGCUGCCAAUGAUGAAGAAAAUUAUAACUAGUAAAUGACACAGGAAGCGCUGAAAAAGCAAACGAAUAGCCGUUUAACAACUCAAUUGUAGCACAGCUUCAGGUUACGUAUUGACUGUGCAUUGUUGGCGCCAAUUUUUUUCAGAUGAAAAACUUGAUGGAGCGGAAAUCAACGGAGGCAAAAGGAAAGCAAACUUCAAAACGGGCUUCUAUUGUUUUUGUCCAAUGUUUGUGAUAUUUUGUGGUUCAGGGAGGAGUGA
Symsagittifera roscoffensis is the source of this 2637-nucleotide messenger RNA. RefSeq names its product crooked neck-like protein 1. The transcript has 14 exons. Gene Ontology annotation, cellular component: post-mRNA release spliceosomal complex; U2-type catalytic step 2 spliceosome; precatalytic spliceosome. Gene Ontology annotation, biological process: spliceosomal complex assembly; mRNA splicing, via spliceosome. Gene Ontology annotation, molecular function: protein binding. Bases 49 to 2409 code for a protein of 786 amino acids. The record is from RefSeq and is a predicted model, not a curated record. Lineage: Eukaryota; Metazoa; Xenacoelomorpha; Acoela; Convolutidae.